GGUGACUACAUACCUUAAUACGCGUAUGUAUACUUGAAAGUACUCAAGCAUUGCAGAUGUUUAGAUGGCUUCAAAAUAUAGUAUGGGGUGUUGAAGAAGUAGAAGAAUGUGAUGAUGAAAUCGAGCUUGGACGCCUGACACGCCAUGAGCUAUCUAAGCUGGAUCAAGAUCUUCAAGCCAAUAUGAAGGAGAUCUCUAAUUGUCAAUCCGAGCUUGCUUGCACGCGCACCAAGAUUGGGCGCCUCCUGGAGGAAACUGAAGCCAUUAUCAUGGAAAGCUACGAUUUACCAACACAAUAUAGUGAUGGUUCAGAAAAGCCCACAGAGAAAGUUGAUGAGUGCAAUGCAGUAGCAUUCAGUCUUGAAUGUUCACCGAAUAAUGAAACUUUAGAAAAGAAACGUUUUGAAAUUCGCCAAGAGUCGAGUAUCUUUAUAGAAACACUCAUGGAAGUUAUGAACGGCUUGCUGAAUCGCGUCUACAUGCUGGAAGUGCAAGUGCGUUGUCAAAGAGUGGAACGCGACUUAUUGCUCAACCACAUUCUAAGAAAUACCGCAGAGUUUGACCCCCUACCACCUGACGAGCAACCGCCGUCAUCCGUCCAAAUUGCUACGACGGAAACACAAAAUGUCUCUGUGUAAUGGAAAAUAAAAGUUCAAUAAAAAGGAGCCUCAAUGUUUGAAACCGAAAGAAUUUAUUAACAUAUUUGAAUGAUUUCCCUUCUUUCUUUUUGCGGAUCAUUUUUCUUGACUUCUAUUUGAUACAUAGCGAAGAUACCCCGGGUCUAUGCUUAGUGCUUUAUGCUACUAAUAAUUUCAUGA
Messenger RNA from Phytomonas sp. EM1, 818 nucleotides. The record is from the annotation of a GenBank genome assembly. NCBI's taxonomy places the organism in Eukaryota, Euglenozoa, Kinetoplastea, Trypanosomatida, Trypanosomatidae.